AAGCAAAACACGAUGAUAUCGAUACAUGUAAUCGAACAAUAAUGAAUGAUAUUGCCAGCAAUCGUAUUAUUCCUGCAGAAAGUUCUGCCAUCAUGCGAGAAGAUUAUGUGGAAUUGAAAAAUAAAGAAUACAUUGCAAUUAAAAAUUAUUUUCAACGUAUUGAGAGAAUGUUGAUAGAAAUAAAAUUUGACAUUAAUUGUCUAACUGAACAAUAUCAACAUAUAAAUAAUAAAUGUUUCUCAAAUGAGGCACAAGAACGUCAUAAUUCUACAUCAACUGAUGAAUUAAGUGAGUUAUCCUUCCCUCUGAAAACUAUAGAAGAAGUCGAGUCACUAGAACGCAUUCUUACUUCAAACGGAGUAGGAAUAAAAGAGCAUAUGUUUAACAUAUUAGCAAUGAUUGGUGGGACUAGCUAUGAAGAAAUGUCAAAAAGGAUGCUUCUUUAUGUUUUUACGAAUGAAGUAGCUAGUAUGUACAGUUAGGUAGGAGGUAAAGGAAAACGGAAACUUCAUAAUUUCGAAAUAAUGAAAUUAAUGUUUAAAGUUGUCAGGAAGACAUUCCCUAAUGUUACAGAAAAGAAUUUUGAAAUUAAAUGCAAAGAUUGGUUCCGACACGCGAAACACAGAGCUGAAAACGAAAAAUGACGGCAAAGUUCAACAAAGUAAAGUCGUCAGCUACAUUUCUCAACUACAGUUCGCAGCUACAGAAUUCUCAGUGUUCAGAUUAAUUAAUCUUUAAUAUAAAAAAUAUUUUAUGUUAUAAUGUUAAUUGAGAGCCUAUGUUUUUAUAUUAAUUAUAGAUAUAGUUGCAACUGUAUUUUUGUAUUACUACA
Harpegnathos saltator (Jerdon's jumping ant) is the source of this 832-nucleotide messenger RNA. RefSeq lists its product as uncharacterized. NCBI's taxonomy places the organism in Eukaryota, Metazoa, Arthropoda, Insecta, Hymenoptera, Formicidae. Bases 42 to 482 code for a protein of 146 amino acids. The transcript is spliced from 5 exons. The record is from RefSeq and is a predicted model, not a curated record.